Messenger RNA from Priapulus caudatus, 1479 nucleotides. Its product is annotated as KRR1 small subunit processome component homolog. The record is from RefSeq and is a predicted model, not a curated record. Gene Ontology annotation, cellular component: small-subunit processome; nucleolus. Bases 1 to 1107 code for a protein of 368 amino acids. Gene Ontology annotation, molecular function: RNA binding. The transcript is spliced from 10 exons. Lineage: Eukaryota; Metazoa; Priapulida; Priapulimorpha; Priapulimorphida; Priapulidae.
AUGGAGAAUUUUCAUAUGAAGUUUGUUAUAAGUGUUACAGAGAAGCAGCGAAAGAGUGACAACCCCGAGAUACUGGAAAUACCGGAGGGAUGGAAAGAGCCAGAAUUUACGCGGAAGGAUAACCCGCAUGGGUUGAUUUCUGAGAGUUCGUUUGCGACACUAUUUCCCAAAUACCGAGAACAGUACUUGCGCGAUUGCUGGCCGCUAGUCAAGAAAAGCUUAGCAGAUCAUGGCAUAAAAGCAGAGUUGGAUGUGAUAGAGGGAAGCAUGACCGUGGUUACCACACGCAAAUGUUUCGAUCCAUUUUCCAUCAUCAAAGCCAGAGAUUUGAUUCGACUUCUCGCACGCAGCGUACCGUACGAACAGGCAACAAAGAUAAUGGAGGAGAACGUUGCAUGUGACAUCAUCAAGAUCGGAACAAUAACGAGAAAUCGAGAACGAUUCGUAAAGCGACGGCAGAGAUUAAUUGGACCGAAUGGUUCUACACUGAAGGCAAUAGAGCUUCUUACAGGAUGCUAUAUCCUGGUGCAGGGUAACACAGUGUCUGCACUAGGUCCAUACAGCGGCCUAAGGGAUGCAAGGAAGAUUAUAGAAGACUGCAUGAAAAAUAUACACCCGAUUUACAACAUCAAGACGCUGAUGAUCAAGAAGGAGCUAGCGAAGGACCCGCAGCUAAAGACCGAGUCGUGGGAUCGAUUCCUCCCAAAGUUUGCCGCUAAGAACAUCAGCAAGAGGAAGCAGCCGCACAAGAAGCGUGCGAAGAAGAAUUACACUCCAUUUCCUCCUCCUCAGCCAGACAGCAAGAUUGAUAAGCAGUUGGCAACUGGUGAAUAUUUCCUGCAAGAGAGGCAGAAGCUGCAAAUUAAGUCAGAACAGCUCAAGGAAAAGAGAAUAGAAUCUGAUGCAAAGAGAGAGGAGAAGCGUAACAGAGCCUUUAUCCCCCCUGAAGAACCAGCGCCAUCUACUGUCAAAGUUGCAAAGAAAAGUGAUACAAUUGAUAUUGAUGCGAUAAAGAGGAAGGUCCAGAAAGCAAAGAAAACAAAAAUGGGAAAGGACGUUUCAAAGGCAGAACCACUGAGGAAGAAGAAAAAACUUUCCAACCGAUGAGGCUUUGUUGUAUGUUAUAUGUGGUGUCAUGUCUGUGUCAGUCCUGAAGUUAUUGUGAAUGUUAAUUGUUCUAUGGUAGUUAUGCUGCAGAAUUCAUGAAAAAAACUCACAUUAGCUCAGCAGUUGGUUCCAUUAUAUAAAUGAUAGGUUGGAAAUUAAUUUUUAUUAAACAUGAUAAUUAGUUCUAGAGGAUGGAAUCAUUACUGUUUGGCAUUUGCUUAAUAUGAGGUAAAUGUGUUUUGGAAUGUAAAUACUGGUGUACGCUAGUUUAUCGAGUUACUAACUCCUUAGUGGUAUAUACUAUACAUGUAUUGUAUUGUACUUAUUCAUGAAAAUAAUGAAUAAUGAUGAAUAAAAGUAAAUUACAUUUUA